Messenger RNA from Onychostoma macrolepis, 509 nucleotides. RefSeq lists its product as uncharacterized. Bases 108 to 458 code for a protein of 116 amino acids. NCBI's taxonomy places the organism in Eukaryota, Metazoa, Chordata, Actinopteri, Cypriniformes, Cyprinidae. The record is from RefSeq and is a predicted model, not a curated record. The transcript is spliced from 4 exons.
AUAAGACUCAGUCUCAAAUCAGAGUAGUGCAUUCAACAUCUACUUUAUUGCCGUAAUCACCUGUGUUCUUUGAGAGUUGCUUCUGAAUUGUGAAUUUCUUCAUUGCCAUGGAGAGGAGUGAUAGUCCUUUAUUAGUAUUUAAGAUCUUCAUACCUAUCAUAACCUUUGGUUUUUUGUCAAUCUGCUGUGCUGGCUUCUGUAAAAUAUGCCAGCGGGUUCGUAAGGAGCGCGAGGAGCGUGUGCAGGCUGAGGUUCGAGCCAUGGAUCAACCGUCUGUCUACGUCAUUCCGAUCUCUCUGUCUGAAGAUGAGCUGCACAGGCCACCGCGCUACAGCACUGUACAGUUCUACGAGCCGCCUCCUGCUUAUCACGAGUUGAAUCUGAAGCCCGAGGCUUGUCCGGUGGAACCCCCUCCUGCGUAUUCAGAAUCCAUCUCUCCUUCACCCUCACAUUCAUGAUCAUAAGUGCAUCUCAAGCACUUGGACUGGUUAAAGGAAAAAUAAGAGGCA